This is a messenger RNA of Adineta steineri, 1080 nucleotides long. NCBI's taxonomy places the organism in Eukaryota, Metazoa, Rotifera, Eurotatoria, Adinetida, Adinetidae. The record is from the annotation of a GenBank genome assembly.
AUGUCGGAUAGUAGUCGUCCUACAUCACGUUGGUCAUCAUCAAGAUUUACGGCAACAACAUCACGUUCGAAUAAUUCCAAUAAUCAAAUAACACCAUUUUUUGUUUCACGAAAAAAAUUAUUUCAACCAAUAAGAAAUAAUCAACAAAGUUUUGCAAAUCUAACGAAAACUAAAGAUGAAAUGGAAGAAAUAUUUAAAACAUAUUAUUCAAAUAAUACAAGACUUGAUCCAUUUAAAGAAACUGUUAUUGGAACACGUAUUUCAAGUCCACGAACACCAAUACCUGUUCCCAAUAGAACUUCAACAGAUACUCCACCCGAUAUAUUUCGAUCUAGACAUUGUGUUAGUCGAGAAGAUAUGAGUCCAUUAGAUAUACAUGGUGAAAAUCAAAUAGUUAUUGAUGAUAAUCCAAUCGUUAUUAAAUCAAUUAAAAUUCGUUCAUCACCAGUAGUUGUCGAACCAACAAUAUCUACGAAUUCUAGUUUAACUGCAUUAAAAAAUCUUUUAUCUGUUAAAUCUAAUAAUACUAUAUCUCGUGAUAUUACAAGUAAUUCUCUUGAACAUAAAAAUAUGAAACGAAGUAAAUCAGCAUAUCGCCAACGUCCAAUAUCGUCGACAACAACUUUAAAUUCCAAUCCAAUAGGAAUAUAUUCUCUUGCAAAUAAUCGAAAAGAUUCACUAAAUUUUUCUUAUUCAUCACAAGAACAAAAUCAACCACAUAUUCUAACAGGUACAGCAAUGACAGCAAAUCAACGAUUACCUACAAGAUCAGCACGACAGAAUCAACGACCAAAAUCAAAUACAACAAUUCCAGAAAAUAUUUUCUAUCAACAAUCAAGCAUAAAACAAAAUCGUUCAUCUCGUGAAUAUGACAUGUCCCAAUCCUCUGCACAUAUUAUUACACAAUCUGUUGCAUCAAUACCAUCGAAAUGCAGUCGAUAUGUUCUUAUUACAUUUCCAAAAGUUCAAACUCGUUAUCAUAUUCCAACAUGUGUUGAACGUUUAUUACUACCUGAACGUUUUCCAGUAUUAUAUCAAAAUAUAUUGCAUAGUUCUGACAGGAAUCAAAAUAAGAAAUAA